CCGGCCUUCCGGCGCAUGCGUGGUGGGGGGGGCGGGCGGUUGAACGCUGACGGGGUCGGAGCCGAGGCGGCGGGGAAGGAGGAGCGGCGGAGGCAGGAUCCGGGCCUCUGUGGCGAGGGGGCCCUCUGGACCUGGGAGCACCUUGCCUUGCUUCCCGGUGAGAUGUCAGGAAGCCACACGCCUUCUGGUGGGGGCCCUUUCUCUGCCCUGACCCCAAGCAUCUGGCCCCAAGAGAUCCUGGCCAAGUACACCCAGAAAGAAGAAUCAGUGGAGCAACCGGAGUUCCGUUAUGAUGAGUUUGGUUUCCGCGUGGACCAGGAAGACGGUGCCGAGCCCAACUCCAGCCGGCUGCUGGGCGUGCCCCUGACCGAGGACCCCCAGCAGCGACUGAGAUGGCAGGCUCACCUGGAGUUCACCCACAACCACGACGUGGGCGACCUGACCUGGGACAAGAUCGAGGUCUCCCUGCCGCGCUCCGACAAGCUGCGCUCCCUGGUGCUGGCCGGCAUCCCGCACAGCAUGAGGCCCCAGCUGUGGAUGCGGCUGUCGGGGGCCCUGCAGAAGAAGAGGAACUCGGAGAUGUCCUACCGAGACAUCGUGAAGAACAGCUCCAACGACGAGACCAUCGCUGCCAAACAGAUUGAGAAGGACCUGCUCCGCACCAUGCCCAGCAACGCCUGCUUCUCCAACAUGAACAGCAUCGGGGUGCCCCGCCUGCGCCGGAUCCUGCGCGGGCUCGCCUGGCUCUACCCCGACAUCGGCUACUGCCAGGGCACCGGCAUGGUGGCGGCCUGCCUGCUGCUCUUCCUGGAGGAGGAGGAUGCCUUCUGGAUGAUGUGUGCCAUCAUCGAGGACCUGAUGCCCGCCUCCUACUUCAGCACCACCCUGAUGGGGGUUCAGACCGACCAGCGGGUCCUGCGCCACCUCAUCGUGCAGUACCUGCCCCGCCUGGACAAGCUGCUCCAGGAGCACGACAUCGAGCUGUCCCUCAUCACCCUGCACUGGUUCCUCACGGCCUUCGCCAGCGUGGUGCACAUCAAGCUGCUUCUGCGCAUCUGGGACCUCUUCUUCUACCAGGGCUCCCUGGUGCUGUUCCAGACCACGCUGGGAAUGCUGCGGAUGAAGGAAGAGGAGCUGAUCCAGUCGGAGAACUCGGCGUCCAUCUUUAACACCCUGUCGGACAUCCCGUCCCAGAUGGAGGACGCGGAGGCCCUGCUGGGAGAGGCCAUGCGCCUGGCCGGCUCCCUCACCCAAGUGGCCGUGGAGACCCAGCGCCGCAAGCACCUGGCCUACCUCAUCGCCGACCAGGGCCAGCUGCUCAGCCCCAGCGCCGCCGUCAACAACCUCUCCAAGAUCAUCCGGCGCAGGACCCAGCGCAGGAAAUCGGGUAUCACCUCUCUGCUGUUCGGCGAGGACGACUUGGAGGCGCUGAAGGCGAAAAACAUAAAGCAGACGGAGCUGGUGGCUGCCCUGCGCGAGGCCAUCCUGCAGGUGGCCCGGCACUUCCAGUGCGUGGACCCCAAACACUGCAACAUUGAGCUGACCCCAGACUACUCCAUGGAGAGCCACCAGCAGGACCACGAGAAGUACGUGGCCUGUCUCCGCAGCCGCCGGCGCCGCGCCAAGGCCCUGCUGGACUUCGAGCGCCACGACGACGACGAGCUGGGCUUCCGCAAGAAUGACAUCAUCACGAUCGUAUCCCAAAAGGAUGAGCACUGUUGGGUGGGGGAGCUGAACGGCCUGAGAGGUUGGUUUCCUGCCAAGUUUGUGGAAGUCCUGGACGAAAGGAGCAAAGAGUACUCCAUCGCCGGGGACGACUCGGUGACGGAGGGGGUGACGGACCUGGUCCGCGGGAGCCUCUGCCCGGCCCUCAAGUCCAUCUUCCAACACGGGCUGAAGAAGCCGUCGCUGCUCGGGGGCCCCUGCCACCCCUGGCUCUUCAUCGAGGAGGCUGCGGGCCGGGAAGUGGAAAGAGACUUCGACUCCGUGUACUCCCGCCUAGUGCUCUGCAAGACGUACAGGUUGGAUGAAGACGGGAAAGUCCUGACUCCCGAGGAGCUGCUCUAUCGAGCGGUGCAGUCGGUGAACAUGACGCACGACUCCGCUCACGCUCAGAUGGACGUGAAGCUGCGCUCGCUCAUCUGCGUUGGGCUCAAUGAGCAGGUCCUGCACCUGUGGCUGGAGGUGCUGUGCUCCAGCCUGCAGACCGUGGAGAAGUGGUUCCACCCGUGGUCCUUCCUGCGCAGCCCCGGCUGGGUCCAGAUCAAGUGUGAGCUGCGGGUCCUCUGCCAUUUCGCAUUCAGCCUCUCCCAGGACUGGGAACUUCCCGUGAAGAGAGAGGAGAAGGAGAAGAAGCCUUUGAAGGAAGGGGUGCAGGACAUGCUGGUGAAACACCACCUCUUCAGCUGGGAUAUCGAUGGCUGACCUCCCCGCCCGUUCCCUCGCGUCCCGCGCUCCUCCCCGCCCCCUCCCCCACCGUUCACCCCCGGUAGACCUCCGGCCCCCUCAAUCCACCGGCCGCCGAAGCGGCCUCCUCAGCUCUGGGCUUCCGGCUCUUCCGGGCCGGGGCCCGGAGAGGGUGGAGGGGGGCCGCUCGCUGCCCACGGCUGGCUACUCGUCUACUUCCCCCGCCGCCGGGCACGGUUCGGUUUUCCGGGGUCCCCGCCCCCUCCGCCCCCUUUCCUCCGCACCCGGCCCCUGGGAGGGGGAGAGCACGGGCGGACUCUCCCCUGGGUCCUCUGGAUCCAGGGAGCGGCUCAGCUCCCGCCGCUCUCCCGCUGCCCGUCCCCAGCGCCCCCCGGCGAGCGGGCCGUCCCCGGGGCCGACGGUGACAAAGCGAGGAGAGGGGCGGGACGCGGUGCCGGAAGGAGGUACGUGACCGCCCCCUCCGCUCCCCCAGUCGGCAGUCUCCCGCAUCUCCUUCGAUGGGGAGGCGGCGGAGGGACCCCCGAGCUCUGGCCCGUUGGCGGCCGGGGGCGUUCGCCGCUACCCCCGAGGGCGGCCGACCGGGUGCCCGACCCCGCCCGCGGGGGGGGGGGGGGAGGGGGUCGGUCCCGGGGGGCCGGAUCGGAGGGAGAGGAGGGUCCCGGACGCCUCCGCCCGACCUUUUUUAAGAACCAAAAUCUCACUGUAAGAUAGCCAGAGGUCUAUAUGUCUAUUUUGUCGGUCUUCGCUCAGGAAAAGAGGUCGAGGGCAGAGCCGGCGGGCCCUGCCCCGUGCCUACUCAGGACAGGGUGGACGGGAGAGGGGUCGGGCGGGACCCAGCCGGUCGGGGGCUGGGACGAACGGUGGAUGCCCGUGCUGUCCUGUGCGCGCUAGGUCGGUGCCGUACGGUAUAUAAUUCCUUUCGUCUGUAAAUAAACCGCAUCCCGUGAAAGCAG
Molecule: messenger RNA, 3380 nt
Organism: Ornithorhynchus anatinus (platypus)
Lineage: Eukaryota; Metazoa; Chordata; Mammalia; Monotremata; Ornithorhynchidae
Gene: SGSM3
Product: small G protein signaling modulator 3
Exons: 22
Coding region: 16-2424 (802 amino acids)
Molecular function (GO): protein binding
Source: RefSeq, a predicted model, not a curated record